Messenger RNA from Bactrocera oleae (olive fruit fly), 1396 nucleotides. Lineage: Eukaryota; Metazoa; Arthropoda; Insecta; Diptera; Tephritidae. The record is from RefSeq and is a predicted model, not a curated record.
CGUAUGGCCAAAGGCGCUAUGCUGUUACGUUUAUACGAUGUUGUUGACAUUUGUGUAAAUUACAUGAUGGAUCAUAUAAAUGAUUUCAUAGUACGCAAGCUGAUUACAUUGGCAACGGAAAUGGAGUACAAAAAAUUUGAAACGCGUUUACUCGCUUAUAUUGUGAAGAAUUUCGAGCAGUUGAACCAAAAUGGCGAAAUAUUUGAUCUUAAUGUGGCACAAUGGAAAUUUAUCAUAAAAGAAUUGGACGUCAAUGUAGUUGCCCAAGCGGAUAUAUUUCGGGCCAUCAAAGGCUGGUAUGAGUACAAAGCCACCGAGCGUCAGCAAUAUUUACCCGAUUUGAUCGGUUCGCUUGCACUUAACGAAUUCGAUAGCGACUUUCUUCGACAGCAAAUUAAACCAUUACCCGGUUGUGAAGGUUUAGCAACAGAAGCGCUUAAAAGACGUGGCGAACUGCCUUCGUGGGUGGCGGUACAGACUAGGGGUGAAGAUCGUUUUGGUUAUAAGGACAUAUUACUUUACAAUCAGGCUAAAGAGGAAUGGGUAAAAGUUAUAAGCUUGGAAAUUGAAAAAUUUUAUUUCAGCACAGCAUUUAUGGAGAAUAGUCUCUUCUUCAUUGGUGGAAUUAAAACGAAUGGCGCAAGCGCGACUGUGCUCAGAUACAAUUUGCUAACAAACAAAUUUUCAGAAAUACCAUCAUUGAAAACUGAUCGUUUUAGCAGUAGUGUUGCAGUAGUGAAUAAUUCUAUAUAUGUUAUUGGUGGUACGAAUGAUAGUAUGGAUCCGCUGCUUAGUAUGGAAUGUUACAGUACGUCAACUGGGCGUUGGGAGUAUACGUCUCACCUUUUUAUGUAUCGCACUUUAGCCGGUGUUGCUAUCUUGAAUGAUGAUAUCUACUUAAUAGGUGGUAAGGAUUUUCACGUCGUAAAUAGUGUAGAGCGUUAUAAUAUUGUCACAAAACGAUGGUAUUAUUGCGAAGGAAUGGCUGAAGCACGUGAAAAUCCAGGUGUGGUUGCGCAUAAAGGUUAUAUUUACGCAAUAGGUGGAUGUCCUAAAGAUUUGAAAACUGUGGAACGUUAUGAUCCAAAACAAGACAAAUGGACUAAGAUAGCUUCGUUGAAUGUGGCACGUAGACAUAUCUGCGCCGCCGCAAUAGGUGAUCAAUUGUGGGCAUUUGGUGGUGUGAUUGGUCCUGCGCAGAGAGACGAUACUGUCGAGGUUUACAAUGUGACCAGCGAUAAGUGGCUGGUAAAGAAAAAAUUGCCGGUAACUGGAGAGUUUGAUUGUGUUACACUGCCAACAAGCUUGGCCGAUAAUCUUAAAUGAGAUUUUCGAAAAAAUAUAAUAGCCUAUAAAAUAUUGAAAUACAAACAAAUAUUAUAUUAUAUAAAAUAAA